UUUGGCGCAACUGACGCUGUCACGCUGAUGAGUAUGAUCGCCACGGCCAAAAACUGCCGGGGCCCGUCUCGCGCGUCAAAAGCUGAGCAACUCGGUUCUUUUCCUCCCCACGGUUAAUUCGCCGUGAUCAUUGCUUCCUCGCUUCCUUCGCCGGGCUCUGCCGGCUUCGCUGCGCCGCAGCAGCCGCAUCCGCAUCAUGUGCUGAAGAGAGGCCGGAGGGGGGGGGGCAAACGAUGCCGGCCGAAGAGAGGCAGUCGCCGUGGGCGAGCGGUGAGAGGCGGCCGCACUUCUUCAAGGUGCUCAUGGGCGACUUCAAGAAGCGCCUGAAGAUCCCGCCAGACUUCUGCAAGCACAUCCCUUGGGAGGCGUCAAGGAAGGCCAAGACCACCCUCAAGGAAGCGUCCAUGGCGGCCACCCUGGAGGGCCCCAGCGGGAGGACGUGGCUGGUGGUCAUCCGCCGGUCCGCCGAGGGCACCUUCUUCACCUCGGGCUGGCCCAAGUUCGUGCAGGACCAGGAGCUGCGGGAGCUCGAGUUCCUCGUGUUCCGGCACGACGGCGGCACGCACUUCACCGCCAUGGUGUUCGACACCACGGCCUGCCAGCGGGAGGACCUGCUGCUCGGCACCACGGCCUGCGAGCGGCAGAGCAACAAGCGGCGCCGCGCGAGGACGGAGCCCUCGCGUGAUGCCAAUGCCAAGCGGCCGAACAAGGAUUCCCUCGGGAAGGAGCUGGUGCCGUACCGUGCGCCACGUGAGCAGCAGGUUUCAUGCUCCAAUUCGACGCCGGAAUCGGCUGGCGCUGUCAAGACCGAGAUCGAAGACGGCGACGAGGUAGCGCUGUGCGUUAUGAUCCCGGCGCCACCGCCGUCGCCGGACCACGCACCGCCGAAGCGCGGCCCGGAGCCUCAGCAGGUCGAGGACGGCGCGGUGAAAACGCGGAGCAUCCACGAGGACCUGCAGGCGCUCGCGGACAUCCCGGACUCCGUCAGGCGCUACAAGGGGUACGUGUCCCGGCGGCGCCCCGUGACGGGCGCCGAGCGGCAGCGCGCCAUGGAGCUCGCCUACGCGUUCCGGUCGUCGCUGCCCUACUGCGUCAUCCGCAUGAGCACAAUGCACGUCUACUACUCGUUCAUGAUGGUGAGGACGUUGCUUUCAUUGUUUCCAUCUAUCACUCAGCUUGAUGAUGAUGGUGACGAUGACUAAGACUGACAUACUGGAAGCGUUCUUCCCUGUCUCUCCCUCUGUGUGUGUGUGUGUGCGCGCGCGCGCGCGCGCUCGCCUGCGUUGCAGAGGUUCCCGA
This is a messenger RNA of Sorghum bicolor (sorghum), 1299 nucleotides long. Its product is annotated as B3 domain-containing protein Os01g0723500. The record is from RefSeq and is a predicted model, not a curated record. The transcript has 3 exons. Lineage: Eukaryota; Viridiplantae; Streptophyta; Magnoliopsida; Poales; Poaceae. Gene Ontology annotation, molecular function: DNA binding. Bases 234 to 1202 code for a protein of 322 amino acids.